AUGGCUGACUUUGCGCCUCCAUCAGGUCCACCUCCACCUAAGGUCCCAGAAGGCUGGAAAGCUAUUUGGAACGACCAGUACAACGAGUGGUUCUUCGUCAACAUCUACACAAAGAAGUCUCAAUGGGAGAAGCCCAACGAGCCCGCAUACCCAGCCGGUGAAGCACCUCUCAACCACGCUCCACCCGGCUACGCUCCAGGAGGAGUAUCCGCAACACCGAGCGAGAAGUCGACCUUCGGCUCCAACAACCCAUACGCCAACAUAAGCGAAGACGAGAAACUCGCCCGCAAACUCCAAGACGAGGAAGAAGCGCGCGCACGAGGCCACGGCCCUGGCGCCGGCGCUUCGAACGACUACUACACCCAGCCCGGCCAGGCUCAGCACGGCGGGUACCCGGAUCAGCAGUACGGCCACCAACAGACGCCGUACGAUGCGCCGACGCAGGACAAGGGCAAGAGCAAGGGAGGCUUGUUGGGAAAGCUCCUCGGAAAGGCGUCGGGACAUAGUUCAAGUUCGGCGCAUGGAUAUCCGCAGCAGCAACAAGGCUAUGGACAGCCGUAUGGCGCGCCGAUGGGGGCGCCGAUGGGUGGAGGGCAAUAUUAUGCUCAGCCCGGUAGGCCUAUGAUGGGUGGAAUGGGAGGUAUGGGAGGUAUGGGAGGAGGAAGACGACCCGGUGGCGGUAUGGGCGCUGGAGGCGCCAUGGCGUUGGGUGCUGGUGGUGGUCUGUUGGGUGGUGCGCUGCUGGGAUCUGCCAUGGCGGAUGCAGGCGAUGGUGGCGGCUACGGUGGUGAUGGCGGUGACUUCGGGGGAGACGGUGGUGGUGACUUUGGCGGAGAUGGCGGUGGUGACUUUGGAGGCGGAGAUAUGGGCGGAGGUGAUUAG
Molecule: messenger RNA, 882 nt
Organism: Parastagonospora nodorum SN15
Lineage: Eukaryota; Fungi; Ascomycota; Dothideomycetes; Pleosporales; Phaeosphaeriaceae
Exons: 3
Coding region: 1-882 (293 amino acids)
Molecular function (GO): protein binding
Source: RefSeq, a predicted model, not a curated record